AAAAACGGCGAAAGAUCGUUUCACCAGAGGAGUUGAACAAGUGUAGGAGCCAUGGUGAAAGCUGUGAUCGGCGAGGAAACCCGUCUCAAAUCCGCCGAGGAUCGCCUCAGCCACUCCGCCGUCGCUUCUCAGGUAGGGUUGGUGAUAGGGAAGCUAAGUACGAGCUCGGACCGAUGUUUGGUCUUCGAUUUGGUUCCUACGCCACCCAAUGACGCGGGAGAACCGGCUUGCUCGCUCAUUGAGGCCGAUAAGAAGAAAGGAUCGAAAGGAAAAUCUCAGUCCGAUUCUUCUUCUUCGUCGUCUCUGUUUAUCGACAAGGAUUGGGUCGCCGAACACGCUCGUCAGGUCUCCAGAAUGCUAUUGGGUGGCGUGAAGGUGCUUGGCAUCUAUGUAUGGAUGAGUGAAAGCGCAUUCAAGAAUUCAACUAUUAUACUCUGCCAGACUAUAAUGGGAGUUGCUGAAUCAGCACCCUUGUGGGAUGCAGACUGGGGUGAGAGAUUGCUUAUACACAUCAGUUAUAGUCCAAGGAGAUGGACAUGUAGAAAUAGCUCGCUAGCAUCAAAUAUUUCGUCAAGCAGCCUUCGGCCUUGUGAUUUCAAAAUGGGAAGAGUGUUAGCUUCCCUUCAGACGUUUAGGUGCACUUACACCUUUGAUUUAAGAUUGCCCAUUUGCCAUCAGAGUGCAUCCAAUGUUAGAAAAUUGGCAGACAUACUUCGCCAAGCAAUUUCAAGUCAUGGCAAGGAGCUUAAAGAUGCAAAGGCUAUGAUUGAUGGGAAUUUGGUGGUUGAGGAGGAGUCAUGUGUAUCAGAUGGCUUGCAUGAAGUGCAAUUUCUUGUACCUUUCAUGAAGGAUUCAUAUGUGGAAGCAUGCAGCCAAAAAGAGGUUGUUGGUGUUCUUGUCUUUGGUGGCUCGGUUUGUUCUUUUGCUUACUCAAACUCGAAAGAACCCCUUUCGCAAGCUUUGGCCGAUAUAAAGGGGGACAUCAUCACGAGCCUGCAAAGCAGGUUGGAUGUCCUUUGGGACGAGUCAGAUGGAGAAUCAGGCCUCGCAGUUGAUCAUGGAAAGGAGGGUAGUGAUGAGUUAUCAACAGAAGCACCCUUUCUCCAACUCAAUCUGCAUUCAUUAAGAAGACGGUGCAGUCUUUCAUUUCCUAGAAGAGUGUUUAUCCCUUGGUUGGCGGGUACAUAUAUCUGUGACUAUUUACAAGCAGCUGAGACACUCGAGGUUGUUAAUGAUCAUUGUGUUGAAUUGAUGUCGAUGGAUGUUCCAACAGAUCCCUCAACAAUCUUGGAACUAGAAACAGAACCCCUUGCUCUAACCACCGAAUCUUUCUGGGAUGCGGCUGCUCCGUUCAGUUUAACGUCUAGUCAAGACUGUUCCUCUUCACAGAAGACCGGUAUGGCUACAAGCCAGGAAAAUGAGAGGAAAUCCAUGAAGCCGACUGAUUUCAACUUCAUGGCUGCAAUUUUGAUCCUGAUUCUCUCCAUUUUAGUUGGGCUGGUGCUUUAUACUUUCAAGGCCUUGUAACAUAUACUACAUAUGCUUUCACCUGUAAGUGCUUCUAUGGGGCCUUGGAUUUUACUGAGUCUGUGUGAAUGUUUUGCAUUCCCAGAAAUAUGUACUCUUUGGUUUGCAAUUUUAAGAAUUAUUUUUGAGAUAAAAAAGUUCUAUAGAUUUGCGUAUUAUUCUGUCUUUAGUAAAUUUUUUUAACAUUUUGACAAACUCUUUUACUUUUUGAAUAGAGGUAUGUUAUGUACGUCCAAAAAAUA
This is a messenger RNA of Rhododendron vialii, 1769 nucleotides long. RefSeq lists its product as uncharacterized. The transcript is spliced from 10 exons. Gene Ontology annotation, biological process: intracellular protein localization. Gene Ontology annotation, cellular component: endomembrane system. NCBI's taxonomy places the organism in Eukaryota, Viridiplantae, Streptophyta, Magnoliopsida, Ericales, Ericaceae. The record is from RefSeq and is a predicted model, not a curated record. Bases 52 to 1527 code for a protein of 491 amino acids.